Molecule: messenger RNA, 5149 nt
Organism: Tachyglossus aculeatus (Australian echidna)
Lineage: Eukaryota; Metazoa; Chordata; Mammalia; Monotremata; Tachyglossidae
Gene: CC2D2A
Product: coiled-coil and C2 domain containing 2A
Exons: 38
Coding region: 234-5087 (1617 amino acids)
Biological process (GO): protein localization to ciliary transition zone; non-motile cilium assembly
Cellular component (GO): ciliary transition zone
Source: RefSeq, a predicted model, not a curated record
CUUUGGAUUCUUUUAGAAAGCUCAACUUUCUCCAGGUUUCUUUUGUCUUAAGCAAGCUGAACCUCCGAGGUGACUUUUGUAAUAUUUCUCAAGUUCCCGACCUUUCAUCGAAAUUCCAGGAAUCCGGCAAUCUGAGUGAGCACAGGAACUAUUGUCUGAUGGAAGAACCAAUGCGGGGCCGUUGCUACUGCAAGCAUCACUUUUCUUGGCACUAGGACCCGGCCAUAGCCGAAAUGAAUCUAAAUGAAGAAACACAGAGAAUCAUUACUGAGGAAUUUCUUGACGAUGAUGAAUCACACGUUGAGAAACUGAAGAAGACUUUGAAAAUUCAAAGGCAAAAAAGGAAGAAACGACUCCCGGAUGCCUCCCCCGAGGAGCUGGAGGCGGGGGGAGCGAGCCUCGGCUUCCCACAGCCGCCGCCGGACCCGCACGCCUCCGACAUGGACGUCCGCAGGACCACCCGCGACUUGCCUCCGAUUCCAUCUACUUCAAGAACGAGCUUUUCUGAAUUUUCCAUGAGGGAACGAAUGAGGGAGAAAUUAAAAGCUGCCAGGUUUAAAGCAGAGAGCGCUUUGUUGCAAGAAAUCCCUGGCCCACGACCCAGGCGCUUAGCCAAUCUUAAGGAGAAGGAAUUAGUCACUGGGUUUGAUGAAGAGCAAAGUAAACGUCUGUCAAGGGGACUACAAGAGGAUGAAUCGCAGAGCUCUUCACAAGUAAAAUUCCGUGAUUCUGUCAGAAAACUUAAGCCAAAAUCACAGGUUCAAACUGGUUUCCCUUCUGCCGAAGAAGCUUAUAACUUCUUUACUUUCACUUUUGACCCCGAACCAGAGAAUAAAAAUGAUGAGAAUAAGGGCCAAAAAAGAGAAGGGGAGGAGGAGGAGGAGGAGGAGGAGGAGGAGGAGGAAUCCGCAGAAAAUCUCCAGCAGGAACAGAAAGAUGAAAUGGAUGAAGAGGAGCUUCUCAAAGCUAAAGAUGCAGAUGAUUUCUUAAUCAGUAUAUACCAGACAGCUCAAGACCUCCUAGCAGUCAAAUCUGCAGAUUAUGAAAGUAUCCAUGAAAGAAUUCAGAAAGAAAGAGAAAUUCUCUUCAUACCCAGUCUCCGAACUGUGCCUGCGUGUCAGAAAGUGCCUGAAAACAUGCAGCCAAGGUACCUGGAGGACGAAGGUUUUUACAUUGGAGAAAGGCCCGUUGUGCCUUUAACCAAUCAAAACAUCAUAGAAAACAGAAUACUCGUUCAGGAGCAAGGGAAAAAGUGGUUUGGAGAUGAUGGCAAAGUCCUUGCGCUGCCUAAUCCCAUUAAGCAGUCUUUCACAAGACCACCGGUGUUUUCGGCGGAGGAAGGCAAAGAAGCGGAGCUUGAAACGUUCUACACAGACGCAGUUAAAUCUCCGCACACUAAUCAAUACAUCGUUGGAUCAGGGGACCCUCCUGGACCGUUUCAACUGGAUGUUGACAUAUCGGGGUUAAUAUUCACUCAUCAUCCCUGCUUCAGCCGUGAGCAUGUUCUAGCAGCCAAACUGGCCCAGCUGUACGAUUUGUAUCUUGCCAGGCAACAGAAAAAUCAUACCAAACUUCUGACAGACAAGCUUCAUGCGCUGAGGAAUGCUGUCCAGAGUAGCCCCGACCCCACUAAAACCCCUGGGUCCAGCCACGUGGCCCAGCAAAGCAGAACAGAAUAUAAAUCAGAAAUUCGGCAAACAAGAAGACUCCGUGAUGCUGAACAAGAAAAAGAUCGAACAUUGCUCAAGACCAUAAUAAAAGUUUGGAAAGAAAUGAAAUCCCUUCGAGACUUUCAGAAGUUUACCAACACACCCAUGAAACUCUGUUUGAGAAAGGAAGAAGUUGAUCAGAGAGCAGAUGAACGGGCGUAUGAAGCUGAAAUUCAAGCAGAAAUAAAUGAAUUAUUAGAGGAGGACGUGGAAAAGUAUGAAAAGAAAAUGGAAGUCUAUAACACUGAAUAUCGAGAAUGGAGACUGUGGAAGAAAGCCCAGAAGCUCAAGAAGAAAAAGAAAAAACAGACAAAAGACCAACAGGAGGAAGACACGGAAGAUCUGGACCUUGGUGAGGGGCCCGUGAAACCUGUCCCUCCUGAACAAAUUGACAGAGCAGAGUUCGAACGGCAGGUUCGAGACAGAGCCGCGCAUAGCCGAAGGAAACCUGGAGAGCCAAUUUUAGUUCCCGAGUUGAGCCUCGCUGGAAGCGUGACACCGAACGAGCUGUGUCCGAGGGCAGAACUUUUAAGAAGAGAAGAUCUCAAGAAGCGGUCAGUGUUUGUGAAGGUCCUUUUCAAUAACAAAGAAGUGUCCAGGACAGUCACUCGCCAGAUAAGUGCAGACUUUCAAGUUCACUUUGGACAAAUUUUCAAUUUGCAAAUAUUCAAUUGGCCAGAGUGUUUAACACUUCAGGUAUACGAAAUAGCUGGUCACAGUGGUGCAAACUUGCUGGCCGAAGUGUUUCUGCCUAUUCCCGAGACGACGGUACUGACUGAAAGAGCUUCUAUCGAAGAAAUCGAGUUCAGCAGCAACCAGCAUGUGACACUGGAUCACGAGGGGGUUGGAAGUGGUGUACCGUUUUCAUUUGAAGCUGACGGCAGUAAUAAAAUGACCUUCAUGACAUCUGGAAAAGUGUCCCAUAGCGUUGCCUGGGCAGUUGGAAAAAAUGGAAUUCCUUUAGUCCCCCCAGCAUCCCAGCUGAACACUGGAAUUGGCAGUGCAUUAAAGAAGGUUGAUGCGAUCGCAUCCAUUGGCGCAUCUGGUUUAACAGACAUGAAGAAACUGGCCAAAUGGGCUGCAGAAUCAAAGCUUGAUCCAAACGACCCAAACAAUGCAUCGCUGAUGCAGCUGAUAAUGGUUGCUACUAGCGGGGACACGUAUGUUCCUGAUUUCUUCAGAUUGGAGCAGCUGCAACAAGAAUUUAAUUUUGUUUCAGAUGAGGAAUUAAAUAGAUCCAAACGAUUCAGGCUCCUUCAGCUUCGAAGCCAGGAGGUGCCAGAAUUCCGGAAUUAUAAACAAGUUCCUAUUUAUGACAGAGAAGUCACCGAGAAGGUGUUCCAGGACUAUGAGAAGAGAUUACGGGACAGGAAUGUAAUUGAAACCAAGGAUCAUCUGGAUACCCAUCGGGCGGUAGUAGCCAAGUAUCUACAGCAGGUUAGAGAAUCUGUGAUAAACCGUUUCCUAGUCGCAAAGCACCAUUUUCUGCUGUCUGACCUGGUUGUGGAAGAAGAUGUUCCCAACAUCAGUAUUUUGGGAGUAAGCCUUUUCAAGCUGGCAGAGCAAAAGAGGCCACUGAAGCCAAGAAGAAAGGGGAGGAAGAAGGUUACAGCACAAAAUUUAUCUGAUGGAGAUAUAAAACUUUUAGUGAACAUUAUCAGAGCCUAUGACAUUCCAGUGAGAAAACCACCGACCAGCAAACUCCAGCAGCCAUCUAGGUCUUCGAGGUCUUUCAAUGAAAUGUUCGUGGCUUCCCCGUCCCCGCAGAGCCCAGGCCACCUUCCUGACUGGCCGUAUUGCCAGGCUUUGGUCCGUCCGUUUGUGGAAGUGGCUUUUCAACGCACGGUUUGCCGGACAACCACAGCUGAAGGCCCAAACCCCAGCUGGAACGAAGAACUUGAGCUUCCAUUUAGAGCUCCAAAUGGUGACUAUAGUACAACCAGUUUGCAGUCGGUGAAAGAUGAAGUGUUCAUUAAUAUUUUUGAUGAAGUACUCCACGAUAUCUUGGAGGAUGAACGGGAAAGAGGAAGCGGAGUUCAUACUCGUAUUGAAAGACGCUGGCUGGGAUCUGUUCGAAUUCCGUUUAGUACGAUAUAUUUCCAAUCGAGGAUUGAUGGCACAUUUAAAAUUGACAUUCCCCCAGUUCUCCUGGGCUACAGUAAAGAGCGGGGCCUGGUUAACGAGCGGGGCUACGAUUUUAUCCGAAGCCUGAGUGAAGGCUCGUAUAUCACAUUAUUUAUCACUAUUGAACCUCAGCUUGUACCCGGGGAGUCUGUCCGUGAAAAGUUUGAUACUCAGGAAGAUGAGAAGUUACUUCAAGCAGCAGAGAAGUUUCAAGCCGAGUGUGCCUUGAAGUUUCCAAACCGACCGUGCCCUACCACCGUAAUUGACAUAAGUGGGAAGACGGUUUUUAUCACGCGGUACCUCAGACCUCUGAACCCCCCUCAGGAGCUACUCGACGCCUACCCUGACAAUGCGCAGGCAACUGCCGAGUUGGUGGCCAGAUAUGUGGCUUUGAUUCCUUUCUUGCCCGAUAGCGUUUCCUUUGCUGGCAUCUGUGACCUCUGGAGCACGUCUGCGCAAUUUCUGGAUCUUCUGGCUGGAGAUGAAGAGGAGCAUGCUGUGCUCUUAUGUAAUUACUUUCUAUUUAUGGGCAAAAGAGCCUGGCUUAUCAUUGGAAACGCCAUUCCUGAGGGUCCCACCGCCUACGUGCUUACUUGUGAACACAAUGAGUAUUUGAUAUGGAAUCCCAGCAGCGGGCAGUUUUAUGGACAGUGUGAUACAUUCUGCCCUUUGCAAAGCAUCGGCUGCUUGAUCGGCCCCGACAACAUAUGGUUCAAUAUCCAACAGUAUGAUUCUCCUCUAAGGAUAAGUUUUGACCUCAGCAAGCCCAGACUAUGGAAACCUUUCUUUUCAAGAAGCCUUCCCUAUCCUGGCCUCUCCAGUGUGCAGCCCGACGCGUUGGUUUACCAGAGAACGGACCGAGCCGCUGCAGCAGAGCUUCAGGACAGGCUUGAAAAAAUCCUCAAAGAGAAAAUCAUGGAAUGGAGACCACGCCACGUAACCCGUUGGAAUAGAUACUGCACCUCCACCCUGCGUCACUUCUUGCCCCUGCUUGAAAAGAACCAAGGGAAAGACGUAGAAGAUGAUCACCAGGCGGAACUAUUGAAGCAGCUGGGAGAUUACAGGUUCUCUGGAUUUCCCAUUCACAUGCCCUAUUCUGAAGUGAAGCCUUUAAUAGAGACUGUCUACAGCACCGGGGUUCACAAUAUUGAUGCUUCUAAUGUUGAAUUUGCUCUAGCCGUUUAUGUCCACGCUUACCCCAGAAACGUACUAUCUGUAUGGAUCUACGUUGCCUCCCUCGUACGGAACAGAUAAAUGUUCCGCAGAUAAGAGAAGCAGCAUGGCUCAGUCGAAAGAGCCCGGGCUUGGGUUCUAAU